Molecule: messenger RNA, 258 nt
Organism: Lactuca virosa
Lineage: Eukaryota; Viridiplantae; Streptophyta; Magnoliopsida; Asterales; Asteraceae
Source: the annotation of a GenBank genome assembly
AUGGGUUCCAAUUCGUCUGACAUAUGUUCACCUAAGAAAUUUGAAGAUGUUGAUGGAAAAGUCAAACCACAAUCAAAUGUAUCAAAAUCGACAUGUCACUCUGAUUCUGAGAGUGUUGAAAUAAUCGAGUGUUCACUUCAGUCCCUAAAAAUCCCAGUUGGAGAGGGUGAUUUCGGAAGAGAAUUCGAAAUAGUUGAACAUGUUGCCCCAUUGAGAUUGGGAAUAGAAAUUGUUAGCAGGUAUGCUGAAACCAAUUAA